AUGUCCUUCAUACUCCAGCCAGCAAACGAGGACGAUCUCCCGGAGCUCAUCAACAUUCAACUCGCGGCUUUCGCGGACGACCCAUUCUACAUUCUCCUCUACCACGGCCGUCCGAAUGGCCCGGAGGUCCGUCAAGCCGUGAUCGAGCAGACGCGAUCUCAAUGGCGCGAGGAUCUGACUCUGCGUGCCGUGAAAUGCGUCGAUACCUCUACUAGCCAGAUCGUGGGAUUUGCGAGCGUGAGGAUCGUGAAAGACCCAGACAUGGCCACUCAAGCCCCGGCAAAGGAUGAGGGGAAUGACGAGAAGGGCGCCGUGAAGGGGAACCUGAAGAAUCAGAAACUUGCUGUUCCGUUCACUGAUAUUAAGGCACGGAUUUGGGUAGAUGGGGAAUCAUAUAUCUCUUUCGGCGUCCUAGCCGUACACCCGACCCACCAACGCCGCGGUCUGGGCACCAAACUCGUUCAAUGGGGCCUCAAGAUCUGCGACGAGGCUGCUCUACCUGGGUACAUCACGGCUAGUCCAGCGGGAGCAGACUUGUAUGCUCGUCUUGGCUUUCAGCGAGUGGGCGACGUUGUAAACAAGGCGAGUGACUUUGAAGGGUUAACGGAGGAUCUGGUGAGCGUGUGUAUGGUCUAUGGUACCGAUGAAGCAAGACUAGCGGGCAUGCGGGUGCGAGUGGCGAAGACGGAUGGGCCCACAGGUUAA
Messenger RNA from Recurvomyces mirabilis, 705 nucleotides. RefSeq lists its product as uncharacterized. NCBI's taxonomy places the organism in Eukaryota, Fungi, Ascomycota, Dothideomycetes, Mycosphaerellales, Teratosphaeriaceae. The coding region runs from base 1 to 705 and encodes 234 amino acids. Gene Ontology annotation, molecular function: acyltransferase activity, transferring groups other than amino-acyl groups. The transcript has 2 exons. The record is from RefSeq and is a predicted model, not a curated record.